Alligator mississippiensis (American alligator) is the source of this 1594-nucleotide messenger RNA. Its product is annotated as gastrula zinc finger protein XlCGF57.1-like. The transcript has 2 exons. NCBI's taxonomy places the organism in Eukaryota, Metazoa, Chordata, Crocodylia, Alligatoridae. The coding region runs from base 1 to 1227 and encodes 408 amino acids. The record is from RefSeq and is a predicted model, not a curated record.
AUGUAUGUUCUCCUAGUACCUCACAAUGGAGCAACCUCCGAGUGCACCAAGGCGCAUGUGCAGGGGAACCUCUGUACCGCUGUGCUGAGUGCAAGAAGAGCUUUGCCAGGUGGGAUCAUCUCCAGAACCACACGUGUGCAUGCGGGGGAGAAGCCCUUCUCCUGCCCACAGUGCGGGAAGAGCUUCAUCAAGAGCUCCACCCUCACGCAGCACCGGCGUGUGCACACUGGGAAGAAGCCGUUCUCCUGCAGCCAGUGCGGGAAGAGCUUCACACAGAGCUCCAAGCUCACACAGCACCUGCGCGUGCACACAGGGGAGAAGCCCUUCUCCUGCCUGCAGUGCGGGAAGAGCUUCACCGAGAGCUCCACACUCACCACUCACCUGCGUGUGCACACGGGGGAGAAGCCCUUCUCCUGCAGCCAGUGUGGGAAGAGCUUCAAGCGGUCGACGCUCACGCACCAUCUGCACGCACACACAGGGGAGAAACCGUUUGCUUGCACCCAGUGUGAGAAGAGCUUCGCCGAGAGCUCGACGCUCGUGAGUCACCUGCACACGCACACAGGGGAGAGGCUGUUUUCUUGCACCCAGUGCGGGAAGGGCUUUGCCAAGAGGUCUACCCUCACGCAUCACCUGCACAUGGACGAGAAGCCACUCUGCUGCCCUCAGUGUUGGAAGAGUUUCCCCAAGAGGUCGAAACUCACAAAGUACCUGCGCCUGCAUGCAAGGGAGAAGCUGUUUCCUUGCCCACAGUGUGGGAAGAGCUUCAGUGACAGUGCCAUGUUUGCCAAGCACCAGCGCACGCAUGCGGGGGAGAGGCCAUUCUGCUGCAGCCAGUGUGGGAAGAGCUUCACGCACAGCUCCACGCUCACCAGCCACAUGCGCCUGCACACGGGGGAGAAGCCUUUCUCCUGUGCCCACUGCAGGAAGGGCUUCGUUGAGAGGUCCAAUCUCACAAAGCACCAGCGCGUGCACACGGGAGAGAAGCCGUUCUCCUGCACCUUGUGUGAGAAGUGCUUCACCCAUAGGUCAUCGCUCACCAAGCACCAGCGCGUGCACACGGGGGAGAAGCCAUACCGCUGUGCCCAGUGCCAGAAGUGUUUCCGGCAGAGCUGUGCCCUGAGCAAGCACCAGCGAACCCACAAGAGCAGGGUCGUCACAGAGAACAGGGGGCAGUUUCCGUCAUCCUCCCUGGGCCGUGGGAGUGAGGGUCCUGCCCCUGGACUGUAACGCCCCCAGCUCCCUCCUGCAUCCAUGUGGCAUGUCCCACAUGGGAUAUUAUGGUAGCUUCUAGUGGCAGCUGGGACAGAGAAGACGACAGGUGAAGAGUUAAGUAAUGGUGCCAAGUAACGAGGAUAAAAGCUGGGAGGACAAAAAAACAAAGUUGCUCCCCAGAAAGAUGUUCUUUUUUGAACAGUCAGUCCCAGGUUGCUACCUGCAGUAGCAAGUUGACCCCUUCCUUUCCCUUCCUAUGAUGUAUAAGACAUCACCCUUGUCAUCUGUUUUUUCCCGUCCUUGAUUUUUCUUGUCUAGUUCUACAUCAGCCGCGAGAGAACUGGUUUGGAUGGUUUGGAUCAAUAAAGCGAAUAUCCAUGAA